GCUGCGGGUAAAAGCUAGUAACAAAUAAAUAAUAUUUAAAUCAAUUACUUAUACCUAUGUUUAUAGUUUCUACCAAAGUUAUGAGGUAACAACGUUCAUAGGUACCUACUACUUAUUUACAAAAUAUUAACUAGCUACUAAGAGGAUAAAAAUAGUUUAAUUCAUUAUUAGAAUCGAAAUAAGUAAGUACUUAGUACAUUUGUAAUUCGAAAAAUAAUCUAGUAAGGUUUGUUAAAACCAUCAUUAGAGAUUUCAGUCUCGUCAUCGUUACGUCUAUUUACAAUUAAUUUUCAAAUCAUUUGAACGACUUAGAACAAAUGGCGGACGCAGAGGACGAUGGUUCGUUAAAAGAUGGUGAAGAAACUGUGAAAAUAGAUUCGCAACCAGAUUUUCAGGAGAUCAAACCAGAUUCUGGAUCUGAUGAUCACCAAUACAACGAAGAAAGUGUUCAAGUUGACAGAACAGCUCUGGAGUCUAUAUUGAACGUCAGCUCUCGUUUACAAAGUUUGGUGCAACGAAACAAAAAGUCUAUGAGUUUAAUAAAUUUUGGCCAUCAAUCUUACAAAGACAAGCAAGCUAUAGCAAAAGAAGCGCGUAGCCAGAGAGUUGGUGCUAUUAGGCCACCGCAGAGAUUUAUACUUGAUAAUGCAGCAAUUGUAUUGAAUAAGCCACUUGAUUAUGUCCUGGAGGGUGUUUAUGACGCAGAAAUUAAUAUAGAACUGUUACAUUUGGCGGUCGACGAGGGCGGUCCAUAUUGUAUCGUUCUGUGUGAUGCGCUACUGCCUGCUAUGCCAAUGGAAUCUGGGAGAUUUGUUCCCAAUCAGAAAGGCUGCAUGGAAAGGACGUACAUAUCCGAUUUAUCGAAAAUUGGUGUUCAAGGCAAGUGCGUGGCAAUUUACAGGUUGAAAAGUUACGCUAUCGAUGCUCGGAACGUGGCAGAUCAAUACUUUUAUAUGUUACUCGAUAUAAAUCAAGAGACUGAGAAUGUUGUUUCAAGUAUAUUCAAGAUCAUGAAACGUGCUUACAUUCCUGCUCUACAGGCUUGCCAAGGUUGGGGACGUCUUAACCCUCCGAAUCCUAAAAGCCAGGAGAUCAUCAAGUCUUACAUUUCAAAGAUAAUGAUGUUCGUCGAUUAUCUUGAACAAACUAAAAUAGAUCUGGAUUGCUGUACAAGAUUCAAAGUUUUAGUGCAAAGCCAACAAUUACGUCGUGAGUCGUCAAACAUUGGCCCCCUGGCUGAGCUGGAUCACUGGCGACGGCAGCUCACAACUUUCACAUCAAUAAUUGAGCACAUCAAGAGUGAGCCAGCCAUGAUGUACAUACACACGCUAAUAACAGCAAAAUCCAAACUGCUUAAGAAAUGGAGACAACUAGAUAAUAAAGUAACUGAUUACUACAAUGAAGCUUUUGACAAUGUAAGGUAUUUGUACGCGUUAGAGAAAUUUUGCGAACCUCUGUACAGGUGUGAUCCUUACACAAUGCAAGAUUUCAUUCCAUCAUUGAUAUACAAUAUUCGCAUGAUGUACGCGACCUCCCGAUAUUACAACACAACAGAACAGAUAUCUACAUUGCUCGUCAAAGUCACCAAUCAAAUACUUAACAUGUGUAUGAAUUUUCUAACAAAAAACGGCAAAAAGACUAUUUGGAAUCAAGAUAAACAUGUUUUCAUGGAUAAAGCUAAAUAUUGUUUGAGUCUUUAUCAAUUUUACCGUGAUUGUUACGAUGAGAAUGAGAAAGAAAUGUUGGAAGCAGCCUCUGAGAGGCCAUUUGAUUGUUCUGAAAUGCACAUAUUUGGCAAGUUCGAGACUUUCAAAAAAAGACUAGUCAAGAUCAUAGACCUCUUUGAAAAAUAUAUCAAGUAUUAUGUUCUGAAUAAAUCAACAUUGGAGGGCAUUGAGGAACAUGCUGCUGCAUUCAAUAAACUGUUUAAAACUAUCUCGACAAAAACUUAUGAUGCUUUGGAUCACAGGCGACCAGAUUUCGAUAAAGACUACAAAAUUUAUAUGGAGGCAGCAGCCAACCAGGAGAUGCUACUAGAAAACUUUAUGAUUUCGAGUGUUCAGAAGUGCCCAACAACCGAGACAGCAUUAAAUAUUCUCAAGCGAUUUGAGAAGUUACAGUUAGACUGUCUUUAUUUAGACGAUCAAUAUUUCGACCUCAUUAAGAUGUACACGAAUGAGAUUGAGACUAUAAGAGACGGGUACAACGAAGCAAGAGACCAGCCAGAGCUACCGAGGAAUAUGCCUCCAGUGGCGGGGCGACUAAUGUGGACAAGAUUUUAUCACAAAACUAUUAAAUUGCCGAUGAAGAUAUUGAAGGAACAUCAUGAUGUUAUCACACAUGCGAAUACGCAACGAUGUAUAAAGUUGCACAACGUAAUGACCAUAGUGUUCACAGAAUAUGAAUUGAUUUAUCAUUAUGCUUGGAGGGAGAACGUGAGACAGGUGCGACUUGGAUUGAUUGCUCCUAUUUUGAUGCGGCAUCCUAAAACGAAUUUGUACAUCGUGAACUUUAGUAUGUUCAUUCCGGAGUGUAUAAGAGAGGUUGAAUACAUGUGGCAGUUGGGACUUCGUGUCCCCGAUGGUGCGCAGAUAAUCGCAAUUUGCAAAAGUAAGAUCCUAGGAAACUUUGAAAAAAUGACACAUCUGGUAGAAAGAAGCAAUCAAAUUAGAAGGAGUAUGCCAAAAUUAUAUUUGCCGCUACUACGAGCGCAAUUGAUAAAGUUAGAGAAAGCAUUUCAACCUGGUUUGUCGACGAUAACGUGGACAUCUCUGAAAAUAGAAGCAUAUUGUGAGAGCAUUGAAGCAGUUCUAGACGAAGUUGAUUUGUUUGUCAAGGAGGUUACUUAUUGUUAUGUAUUGUUAGAAUGUAUAGUAACACAAAAUGUACCUAAUUUGUACUUUAACAUAUGGCUUGAUAUUGAGUGUAAAAAAAUAACGUUGGUUAAGGUUUUAAUGGUACAAUUACAGGUGGUAGAUAUAAAAGAAGCUCGUAUUGAUGCUAUUCUGCUAUCAAUAACACAAACAAUGCUUGUUUAUUUACCUGAAAGUGCCGUCGAUCCUAACACUCUUUAUUUAGAGAACCUUUUAAGACGCGAUGAAAUUACAACAGACAUUCAACUAAAAUCAUGGAAUGCUGAAAUUGCUGUCAUCGAACUUAUACACAAGUUUUUGGACAGCGUUCCUUGUAAGGAAAUACAGAACCUAAAAGAUAAUUGGUUGGAUUUCGAUAAAGUCUUGAAGCAAGUUACAUCGGCAACUAGAGUGUUUCCUGAUGAUGCAGCAUUCAUAGAAAUAGAUAACAUUGACGAAUAUGACGUGACACACACUAUAAACGAAUGUAACGAAUUGUUCGCUUACUUUGCUACUAAGUGUUUGGAUGCACUUAUUAAAUGCACAAGACACAGUCUGGAUAUGCUCAGACGGCGAGCUUCAGUUUCUAGCUUUCUAACAAUGACAACGGAUCCAGUUGAAAUUAAAAAACUUAGACCCCUGAUGUUGACACACAUGCAGUUGAAAAUUCCAAGAAUACUAAUCGAACCUACUUUAGAGCAAAUACAAACCUCUUUUUCUCAGGUAGUAUUAAAUUGUAUAAUGGAUAUUCACCGGAAUGUGUUUAUGUGGGGACAACAAGAACAAAUAAAGAAGGAAGAAUUGGCUGGGACAUUGGUGCAAAUGAGCAAUUCUCGGUCUAUUUCCAAUCUCGGUGGUGUGAGAAACUACUUCCGAAUGGUUUCCGAGCACAAAGACAUCGUCAGGUCGGUGAUGGCGUUGCAAGGGAUGAUGUACAUGUAUAAAUUGGAUAUAGAAAAACGGCUAAAGGAAUACGAAAAAUUUUCUUAUUUAUGGGCUGAAGACCGGGUACAGCAACUUCAAGCAUUUGUUAACUUGGAGCCUCUGAAUGUACAAAUCAAGGAUAUGUUUUGUAAGUUUGAUGCACAGACUGAAGAAGUAGUAAAUUUGCCUGAACGGCAUGUUAUUGGAUCAAUACAAAUUAAUAUGGAACGUAUAAAACUGGCAUUACAUUUGGAAUCUGUUGAGUGGAAGAGAAUUUUGGGUAAAUUAUUAGGUAACGCAUAUAAAGACCGAGUUGAGAAGCUGAUGCAAUUUAUACGCGACCGUAUGAAAACUAUGAACAAGAAGAUUAAGGAUUUAGAUGACGUCAGAGUGGCUAUGAUGUGCCUGAAGCUCAUUAGAGAAGAAUUUAUUAAUAUGGAUAUGGCAUUAGACGUCAUAGAAGAAAGUUACGCUAUAUUUGCGCAGUACCAGAUCCAGAUUCCUAAAGAAGACGCUGACAUGGUGUACGGCUUAAGACAUUCUUUUCUCAAUAUGUUAGCAACAGCACAACAAGUGCAACAGAAGAUAGUGGACAUGCAAAAGCCACUCUUGACUGAGUUGACUGAGGGAGUAGCGAGUUUUGCAAACGAUGUACUCAAGUUUGACACUGACUAUGAUGCCAUGGGACCCAUGGUACCUGGCCUGCCUGCUCGAGAAGCCAGUGACAGGGUUAUCCUGUUUCAAUCACGAUUUGAUGACUUAUGGAGAAGAUUUGAAAUGUACUCCAGCGGCGAAAAAUUAUUUGGUAUGGAAGUGAAAGACUAUCCGAUAUUACAUGAAAAGAAAAAAGAAUUUAAUUUACUGAACAAGUUGUAUAGUUUAUAUUUAGCUGUAACUCAUUCUAUUGAUGGUUAUUAUGAAACUCCAUGGGUGGACAUCGACAUUGAACAAAUUGUUGCUCAGUUGGCUGAAUUUGAUGUCAGAUGUCGAAGAUUACCAAGAGGUAUGAAAGACUGGCCAGCGUAUAUAGUAUUGAAGAAUAAAAUUGACGAUUUUAACCAAACAUGUCCACUAUUGGAGCUGAUGGCUGACAGAUCCAUGAAGGAACGACAUUGGAAGAGACUGGAAGAACUGCUUCACUGUGUGCUGGAUGUGGAGUCUCCAUCAUUUACCCUGGCAAACGUAAUGGAGGCACCGCUUCUGCAGUAUAAGGAGGAUGUUGAAGAUAUUUGCAUAAGUGCCGUAAAAGAAAAGGAUAUCGACGCUAAACUGAAACAGAUAAGUGCAGACUGGGCAGUUAUUGAUCUAUCGUUUGCUAACUUUAAGAACAGAGGCGAACUUUUGAUUAAACCUCAAGAGACGUUUGAUAAUAUUACAUUGCUUGAGGAUUCGUUAAUGAUUCUCAAUUCAUUAGCUUCUAAUAGAUACAAUCCACCAUUCAAGAAAGAUAUUUUGCUAUGGAUCAACAAACUCGUAAACACUAGUGAGAUCUUAGAGAAGUGGCUUCAAGUUCAAAACUUGUGGAUGUAUUUAGAAGCUGUAUUCGUUGGAGGAGAUAUUGCGAAACAACUGCCAGCGGAAGCUAAACGAUUUACAAAUAUCGACAAGACCUAUGUGAAAAUAAUGUAUCGCGCGCGAGACAUAGUGAACUGUGUGGAGACAUGCACCUCCGACGACACGCUGAAGCAGCUGCUGCCGCACCUGUACGAGCAGCUGGAGGCUUGCCAGAAGUCGCUCACGGGCUACCUAGAGACCAAGCGUCUUAUCUUCCCCAGGUUUUUCUUCGUAUCAGAUCCAGUGCUACUUGAAAUUCUUGGACAGGCUUCGGAUCCCGUUUCCAUACAGCCGCAUCUACCAAGUAUUUUCGAUGCCAUAUACACAGUCGACUUCGAUGAUAAAGAGAAUAUUAUAAAUAUCAACUCGGAUAACGGAGAAACUAUUCCUCUUGAGAAACCUGUGGCUUGUUUGGGAGGUGUAGAGAAUUGGUUAAAUACGCUUUUAGACAUGAUGAAAGAAACUGUCAGAAAUGUAAUUGCUAACAUUGCGCAAACGAUGGCUGGAGACCCGGAAUUCGAAUUUUUAGUCGGAUUUUGGAACUUCCCUGGACAGGCUGGGUUGUUGGGAAUGCAAAUCCUUUGGACUAGUGACGCUGAGUACGCCUUAAAGAAAUCUAGGGUAGAUCGAUUUGUUAUGCGUUUCACCAACCAGAAGUUCUUAGAUCUUCUUAAUGGACUUAUUGAUCAGACAGUAAAGGAACUAGUUCCUUUAGACAGAACACAAAUUGAAACUAUGAUCACCAUCCAUGUACAUCAGAGAGAUAUUUUUGAUGACCUUGUACGAAUGAGAAUAAAAUCGCCAAUCGACUUUGAAUGGCAGAAGCAGGCACGGUUUUACUAUCACGAGGACUCGGAUGAUGUCAUUGUAUCAAUUACUGAUGUGAAUUUCUUAUAUCAGAAUGAGUACCUGGGCAUAACUGAGAGACUUGUGAUAACACCGCUGACAGAUCGGUGUUACAUUACGCUAUCACAGGCCAUAGGUAUGAGCAUGGGAGGUGCACCCGCCGGGCCCGCUGGCACUGGUAAGACCGAAACCACUAAAGACAUGGGUCGUACGCUUGGCAAGCUAGUCAUUGUCUUCAACUGCUCCGACCAGAUGGACUUCCGAGGUUUGGGUCGCAUUUACAAAGGCCUGGCUCAGUCAGGCACAUGGGGCUGCUUCGACGAGUUCAAUCGAAUCGAAUUACCUGUACUGUCCGUGGCUGCGCAGCAGAUAUACAUUUGUCUCACAGCCAGGAGAGAGAAGCGAGACUUCUUCAUUUUCAGUGAUGGGGACACAGUGAGUUUAAAUCCCGAAUUCGCUUUCAUCAUUACCAUGAACCCGGGCUACGCUGGACGUCAAGAGCUACCGGAAAACUUGAAGAUUCAGUUUCGCUCAGUUGCAAUGAUGGUUCCAGACAGGCAAAUUAUUAUCAGAGUCAAGUUAGCCAGUUGUGGUUUUAAGGAUAACAUUGUCUUAGCUCGUAAGUUCUUUACAUUGUACAAAUUGUGCGAGGAGCAGUUGUCGAAGCAGGUGCACUACGACUUCGGGUUGCGGAACAUUCUGUCCGUGUUGCGAACUAUGGGCGCGCAGAAACGAGCGAAUCCAGAUAGCACUGAGGAGAACAUUAUGAUGAGAGUGUUGAAGGAAAUGAACGUGUCUAAAUUAGUAGACGAGGAUGAACCUUUAUUUAUUUCAUUGAUCGAAGAUUUGUUCCCUGGUAUGAAAUUUACCCAAACAGUACAAAGGGUUAUUCAAAACGCUAUAAGUGUGGUAACUCAAGGCAAUGGGCUUGUAAAUCAUCCGGAUUGGAACUUGAAAAUUAUUCAGUUAUACGAAACAUCGCUAGUGAGACAUGGAUUGAUGACGAUGGGCCCGACCGGUUCGGGCAAGACUACUUGCAUACAUACACUUAUGGCGGCUCUCACUGAAAUUGGCAAACCGCAUAGAGAAAUGAGAAUGAAUCCAAAGGCAAUCACCGCACCUCAAAUGUUUGGACGUUUAGACGUGGCCACGAAUGAUUGGACUGAUGGUAUAUUCUCUAUACUGUGGCGAAGAGCUCUGAAGGUGAAGAAAACCGACACAACGUGGAUUGUUUUAGAUGGUCCGGUGGACGCUGUGUGGAUUGAGAAUUUGAAUUCCGUGCUCGAUGACAAUAAGACGUUGACUUUAGCCAACGGAGACCGCAUUACUAUGGCACAGAAUAGUAAGCUGGUGUUUGAACCAGAUAACGUGGACAACGCAUCGCCUGCUACUGUCAGUCGGAUGGGCAUGGUGUUCUUGUCGUCUUCAGUUCUUAAAUGGAAACCUAUAGUGGAGCGUUGGCUGAAGACACUCGAACCACGACAAAGUGAGGUUCUGCGUAAAGCUUUUAAUAAAAUUUAUGGAGAAGUUCAUGAUUUUGUACAAACUAAACUUACUGUUAAAAUGAAACUUCUGGAAGCUAUUUAUAUAAGACAAUGCAUUGACGUACUGUCAGGAUUACUGCUCAUCGAACUACCCGGUGGCAAGGCUCCCACGGAUCGUCAUCUUGAACGCUUGUUCAUAUUCGCGAUGAUGUGGUCACUGGGUGCUGUUCUGGAAUUAGACAUGCGAACCCGUAUGGCAGAAUUCAUGACUAAGUUACCUGUGAAAAUGGACUGGCCAGGCGGAAAAUCCAAAGAAUGGAUCAUGCCUUUUGACUAUAUGGUUAAUGCUAGUGGUGGUUGGGAGCACUGGUCUGAGAGUGUAGAGAACUAUAUAUACCCACCGGAUAGUAUACCGGAGUACGCUUCAAUCUUGGUACCGAACGUGGAUAAUGUGUGCAUUACGUUUUUGAUUGAUACCAUUGCCAGUCAGAACAAAGCAGUGCUUUUGAUUGGUGAAGAAGGCACUGCCAAAACGGUCAUGUUAAAGGGUUACAUGUCUAAAUACGAUAACGAGGUGAAGUUAUUUAAGGUGGUAAACUUCUCGUACGCAACGACACCUAAUAUGUAUCAAAGAAUAAUUGAAUCGUACGUGGAGAAGAGAGUGGGUAUGACAUACGGGCCCCCGGGUGGCCGAGCUAUGACAGUGUUCAUAGACGAUAUAAAUAUGCCUGUAGUUAAUGAGUGGGGUGAUCAGGUAACUAAUGAAAUCGUUCGACAAAUGAUGGAAUGUGGGGGUUUCUACUCGCUAGACAAACCUGGAGAUUUCACAGUCAUUGCUGAUAUCCAGAUAUUUGGUGCUAUGAUGCAACCUGGUGGGGGUCGAAAUGACAUUCCCCCACGACUUAAGAGACAGUUUAACAUAUUUAACUGCACCCUACCAAGCAAUGUUUCUAUGGACAAGAUUUUCGAAACAAUUAGCUCUGGAUAUUUUUGCAAAUCCCGUUUUGAUAAAAUAAUUGUGGCGUUUAUGCCGAAACUAGUGCCGGUUACUCGGAUUAUUUGGCAACAAACUAAAGUGAAAAUGUUACCAACUCCUGCAAAAUUCCACUAUGUAUUCAAUUUGAGAGAUUUGUCUCGGAUCUGGGAAGGAAUACUAACCAUAAAGAGAGAAGAGCUUCAAUCAGUUAAUAUGGCUCUAAAACUAUGGUUCCAUGAGUGUUUGAGGGUAAUUUCUGACAGAUUCACUACGGUUAAGGAUAAACAUUGGUUUGUAACGAAUUUUUGGGCAACAGCAACUCAAGAGCUGAGCGACUAUGUCAGUGAGUUCCCUAGUGAAGAAACGUAUUUUGUUAACUUCCUACGUGAACCUAUAGACCCAACCGGCGAGGAGGAUGAAGACUUCAGUCUAGACGCACCUAAAAUUUAUGAGGAACUACCUUCGUGGGAGUUCGUGCUGAAUAAGCUCGUAGGUUUCCAAGACCUGUUCAACGAACAGAUCAGAGGAGCGCACCUGGACUUGGUGUUCUUCCACGAUGCGAUGGUUCAUCUCUUUAUCAUAUCACGCAUCAUUAAUACUCCACGAGGCAACGCAAUGCUUGUCGGCGUUGGCGGUUCCGGAAAACAAAGUUUGACUAAACUGGCAUCGUUUAUAGCUAACUACACGUUCUAUCAGAUUACAUUGUCAAGAUCUUACAAUGUGAACAACUUUAUGGACGAUAUAAAAGUGUUGUACCGCGUAGCCGGUCUGCAGGGACGCGGCAUCUCCUUCAUAUUUACUGACAACGACAUCAAAGAUGAGCAGUUCUUAGAGUUCCUCAAUAAUAUCCUGAGCUCAGGAGAAAUUGCGAAUCUUUUCCCUAAGGACGAAAUGGAUGAGAUCUUGAACGAGUUGCAACCGAUAAUGAAGAAGUUGGCUCCUCGAAGGGUCCCGGUUCCAGAUGUGUUGUAUGAGUACUUUAUCAUGCGGUCAAGAGCGAAUUUACAUGUCGUUUUAUGUUUUUCACCGGUUGGUGAAAAGUUCAGAAGUAGAGCUUUGAAAUUUCCUGGCCUGAAAUCAGGGUCUACGAUGGACUGGUUUCAGAAAUGGCCCAAAGAAGCUCUAAUAGAAGUAGCUCACCACUUUCUGUGGGAGUUCGAGGUGGUUUGUUCGACGGGAACAAAACAUGAGUUAAUAGAAAUGAUGGGCAUCGUGCAGGACAAUGUUGCAGACACUUGCGUUAUUUAUCACGAACGAUUUAGGAGACAAGCACACGUUACUCCUAAAUCUUAUCUAUCCUUUUUGGAAGGCUACAAAUCUUUGUACAAAUCUAAACACACAUACAUCGCAGAAAUGGCGCAAAAAAUGACAACUGGACUUUCGAAAUUAGUGGAGGCAGCAGCCAGUGUUGAUAUUUUAAAGAAAGAGUUGGAAGUAAAAGAAAUUGAAAUUAAUGAAGCUACAGAGAGAGCAGAAGAGGUGCUGGCGGCCGUGGCAGACACUCAGGCGGCUGCCGAGGUUGUAAAGGCCGAGGUGCUGGAGGUGAAGGAUCGCGCCGUCAAGCUUGUCAGCGUCAUCGCAGCUGAGACCGCCAUCGCUGAGGAAAAGCUAGCCGAUGCAAAGCCUGCGCUUGACGCUGCUGAAGCCGCCCUACUCACCAUCAAUUCUGCUGACAUCGCAACUGUUAGGAAGUUGGGCAAGCCACCUCAUCUCAUCACGCUCAUUAUGGAUGCUGUAAUUCUUUUGUUUAGAAAGCGUAUUGAUUCUAUUAAACCAGAUCCUGAGAAACAGUUUUUGACACCUUCGUGGAGUGAAUCUUUAAAGGUAAUGGCUGAUGUAAGGUUCCUAAACAACUUGAAGAAUUAUCCGAAAGAUGAAAUAAAUGCUGAAAUGAUUGAUCUGUUACAACCUUAUUUUAAAUACAGCCAAUAUACUUUUGAUGCUGCAAAGAUAGCUUGUGGUAACGUAGCUGGUCUAAUUUCGUGGACAAUCGCUAUGGCGCAAUUUUAUGGUGUAAAUAAGGACGUACUGCCACUAAAAGCCAAUUUAGCAAUAAUGCAAGGCAAAUAUCAGGCGGCUAAAAAAGAACUGGAAGCAGCAGAGGCAGAAUUAGAGGAAAAGGAGUGUGAGUUGGCGCAUGUACAGCGUCAGUUCGACGAGGCGAUGGCACUGAAGCAGGCCGUGCUGGAUGACGCCGCUCUAUGCCAACAGAAAAUGGAUGCCGCUUCUGCCCUUAUUAACGGUCUUAGCGGAGAGCGCAUCCGCUGGACAGAACAAUCUGCUCUCUUUAGGUCUGAAAUUGAGCGCUUAGUCGGUGAUAUUCUACUACUCACUGGAUUCUUAUCAUAUUCCGGACCCUUCAAUCAAGAAUUUCGUAAUUUGCUGAUUAGCAAUUGGCUUGGAGAUUUGAUAAAUAGAAAAAUUCCUGUGACCUUGAAUUUAAAUAUAACAAAUGAACUUACGGAUAAUGCUACAAUUGGUGAGUGGAACUUAUGUGGAUUGCCUACCGACGAACUUUCGAUACAAAACGGUAUUAUUGUGACUAAAGCCGCUCGUUUUCCAUUACUAAUCGAUCCGCAAACACAAGGAAAGAACUGGAUUAAAAACAUGGAAAAAUAUAAUCAAUUAAUUGUCACUACUUUAAACCACAAAUAUUUCAGAAAUCACGCAGAAGACUGUGUGUCCUUGGGUCUACCAAUGUUGAUAGAAGAUGUUGCAGAAGAGUUGGAUCCAGUUCUGGACAAUAUACUUGAAAGAAAUUAUAUCAAGAUAGGGUCUUCUUAUAAGGUCAAAUUCGGCGACAAAGAAAUAGAUGUAAUGCUAAGCCAUAAGAUAUAUAUUACAACGAAACUACCAAAUCCUGCUUAUACGCCAGAAGUUUCAGCCCGGACGUCUAUUAUCGACUUUACUGUAACUAUACAAGGCCUAGAAGAUCAACUGUUAGGUCGUGUGAUCUUAACAGAAAAGGCGGAAUUAGAAGCGGAACGAACUCAACUGAUUAUGGAUGUGACGGCCAACCGACGCAAGAUGCAGGAACUGGAGAGUAACUUAUUGCAAAAGUUGACUACAAUCGAGGGCUCGCUAGUUGAAGAUGUAUCACUGAUUCAAGUACUGAACGUCACCAAAGCAACUGCUACAGAGGUAAAAGAAAAAUUGGACAUUGCCAAAGAGACAGAGAUGAAGAUAAAUGCCGCUCGCGAGGAGUACCGGCCCGUGGCCACACGUGGCUCCGUGCUGUACUUCCUCAUUUGCAAUAUGUCGCUCGUAUGCAACAUGUAUCAGACCUCGCUGGCGCAGUUUUUGGAGCUUUUUGACUUAUCCAUAGAGCGUUCGCCACAAAGCCCCAUUAUGUUACGGAGAAUCGGUUUUAUAAUUGACUAUUUGACAUUCGACGUAUUUAAAUUCAUCUCCCGAGGUUUCUACGAGAAGCAUAAAUAUUUAUUUACUGUGCUCUUGACAUUGAAGAUAGAUUUGCAGAAAGAAUAUAUUAUAUUUGACGAGUUUCAGACUUUCAUUAAAGGUGGCGCAGCGUUAGACCUUAAUACCUGUCCUCCUAAACCAUAUAAAUGGAUUACUGACAUGUCAUGGCUGAAUUUAGUUCAACUUUCUAAUUUGCGUCAGUUUACAGAAAUACUCGCUCAAGUUAGUAAUAACGAGAGAGGAUGGAAGGCUUGGUUUGACAAAGAAGCGCCAGAAGACGAGCCUUUACCUGACGGUUACAACACUCUGGACGUGUUCAGAAAGCUGCUGGUAGUGCGCGCGUGGUGUCCUGACAGGACUCUAGCACAAAGUUUGAAGUAUGUUGUGAGUUCUAUGGGAGCUCGGUAUUCUGAAGCAGUCAUAGUCAAUUAUGAGAAUAUGGUAUUAGAAUCUCGUCCACUUGUUCCUCUGAUUGGUUUUUUGGCAAUGGGCUCUGAUCCAACACCUUCUAUUGAGACAACAGCUAAGCGCAUGGAGACUAUUUGUGCAUCUAUAUCUAUGGGCCAAGGUCAAGAGAUUCAUGCAAGAAAACUAAUAGAUCGCGGACUAAAAGAGGGAUUGUGGGUAUUGCUGCAAAACUGUCACUUAGGGUUAGAUUAUAUGACAGAAAUCAUGGAACAAUUUGGUGAACUCGAGAAGAGCCCAGAAAAGGUUCAUGAAACUUUUAGACUUUGGAUUACCACGGAGGUACACCCAAGGUUUCCUAUUACCCUUCUGCAAAUGUCCAUUAAAUAUACAUGUGAGCCACCUUCUGGCAUAAAAGCGGGCCUAAUGAGGACUUAUGAUGCGAUGAGUCAGGACUUCUUAGACUACAGUGACAGUCCCUUCUAUUUACCGCUGAUCUACACCAUCUCAUUCUUACACACGGUGGUGCAAGAGAGACGGAAGUUUGGACCUCUUGGAUGGAAUAUUCCUUAUGAAUUUAAUUCUGCUGACUGGCUGUCUUCUUGUAUGUUUGUGCAGAACCAUUUAGAUUCACUAGAGCCGGGGCAUCCUGUUAGCUGGACUACUGUACGUUAUAUGGUAUCAGCAGUCCAAUACGGCGGGCGAGUGACUGAUGACUACGAUACACGACUAUUGGUAACCUUCUGUAAGGUGUUAUUCUCAGACCAACUUUUUAAUGAUGACUUUCAAUUCUACAAGGGAUAUGGCAUGCUUAAGUUUAAGAAUAUACCCGAGUACCUGGAGGCUAUUGAGACAAUGAAAACUGUGGAUCCUCCUCAAGCAUACGGCCUGCACACCAACGCAGAUAUCACUUACCAGCGUAACACUACUCUGGAACUUGUGGACACAAUAUUAUCCAUCCAACCGAAGGAAGCAAGUGGAGAAGCUGGAGAAACACGCGAAGCCUCGGUAUACAGACAGACUAAAGAAAUGCUGGACAAAGUCCCUCCUAACUUUGAUCCACAUGAAGUAAUGGACAGGUUAAGAUUUUAUGGGAUACUUAAUUCAAUGGUAAUAUUUUUGAGGCAAGAAAUUGACAGGAUGCAAAAAGUUAUUGAGCUAGUAAGAUUUACACUGAAGGACCUGUUGCUCGCUAUUGAUGGAACCAUAAUAAUGAAUGAGGCACUUCGAGAUUCAUUAGACAAUAUUUAUGACGCGAAAGUUCCAAAUAUUUGGUUGAAAAGUUCAUGGUCAUCGUCAACAUUAGGUUUCUGGUUUACUGAAUUUUUGGAGAGAACUAUACAAUUUUCAAAUUGGUGCUUUCAAAAUAGGCCAAAUUCUUUCUGGAUGACUGGUUUCUUCAACCCUCAAGGAUUUUUGACCGCCAUGCGUCAGGAAGUAACUCGAGCCCACAAGGGCUGGGCGCUCGACAUGGUCACCUUACACAACGAUGUUACUAAAUUUAGUUAUGAAGAAGUAAAGACUCCACCCCCGGAAGGAGUAUUUGUCCACGGUAUGUUUUUAGAUGGUGCAGGCUGGGACCGUCGUAACAUGCGUCUAUGUGAAUCUACUCUAAAAAUAGUGUACACUGCUUUACCAGUAGUACACGUAUACGCGAUCAAUUCCACAGCGCCAAAGGACCCCAAACUCUAUCAGUGUCCGGUGUAUAAGAAGCCAGUGCGUACUGAUUUGACUUUUAUAACCCCGCUUUGGCUGCCCACUGUUAAAAACCCAGACCACUGGAUCCUAAGAGGAGUUGCCAUGUUGUGUGAUAUCAAGUGAUUUGUAUUGGCAAUGUGCAAUAUAUUUACCUUUUCGUUAAUAAACUACGUGUACUUGUUUGUGUUUACAGUUUUGGGAAGUUUUUAAUAAACCUUU
Messenger RNA from Spodoptera litura, 14378 nucleotides. NCBI's taxonomy places the organism in Eukaryota, Metazoa, Arthropoda, Insecta, Lepidoptera, Noctuidae. The record is from RefSeq and is a predicted model, not a curated record.